AUGGAGGUUCUCUAUCCGGACACCAAUACAAACAACGCAACGGAGAGGAGUAUCAAUGUCGACAUCGUUGCUGUCCCCGGCUUGGGGGCCGACCCGGCCAAAAGCUUCGGUUCCGAGACGACCGACUUUCACUGGCUCAAGGAUGCCAAGGAAGGCCUGCCCGACGCGAUCCCGGGCGCCCGGAUCAUGCUAUACCACUACGACUCGCGCUGGCUCGGCUCCGACGCCAAGGAGCAGACGCUGUACAACGUGGCGAGCCUGUUCCUGGUGAGCCUCGCGGCGCAGCGUCGUGGCGACAAGAACCAAGACGAGCCGACGCGACCCAUCGUCUUUCUCGCGCACAGCAUGGGAGGGCUGGUGCUGGCCAAGGCGCUGACGCUCGCGGCGGCCCAGCCCGAGGAGAUGGCCUACACGCGCAUCCUGCACUGCUUCGCGGGGGCCCUCUUCUUCGGCACGCCCUUUGGCGGCGCGCCCGAGUCGUUUCGGGGCAUGCUGCUGGCUGGCCUGCUGGCCAAAUUCAACGGGAAGGGGUACCAGUCGCAGAUGCUGCAGACGCUGGACCCGAACCGCGACUCGCUCCACGAGCUGCGCGAGGACUUUGCGCGGCUGACGGCCAGGCUGGCGCCCCGGCCGGCCCUUUUUUGUCUUUACGAGCUCAUGCCGACCAACUAUCUGCAGGAGAGGUUCAAGGGGGCGCCCCGACUCGGACGCGGAGAGAUGGUCGUCUCGCAGGCCUCGGCGACGCUGUCGCACGCCAAGCAGUAUGGCCUUGGCCGCAACCACCGCCAGCUGAACCGGUUCGACGAUGCCAAGGAUGCCGAGUACAAGUACGUGCUGCACUGGAUCCGGGAGAGUGUCCAGGGCGCGGGGCCCCUCGUCAAGGCCCGCCUGCGGGCGUCGCGCCAGUCCGUCGUCGACGACGCCACCUUUCAGCGCCUCGUCCAGAGUCUCAACGUGGUCAACGCAGAGAGGAAGCUGGCGAGUGUCGAGAACUUGAGCGGUGAUUCGCGCUGGCUACGCGAGGAGCCCGACUUUGUCCGGUGGGCCCGCCAGGAUCCCCCUACGCCAUCAUGCUUGUGGGUGUCUGGGCACCAGGGGCUGGGCAAGUCCAAGGCGGCGGCGGUCGCCAUUGACGUGCUCCGGACCAAGAGAGACGACCUCGUCCGCGCGACGGAGAGAGAUCCCUCCUCAACGGGCAGUAUCAUGUUGGCCUACUUCUUCUGCGACCCGAGUACCGAGGGUCGCUCUGCCGAGAACGUGGUCAAGUCGCUCCUAUGGCAGCUCAUUGUCCAGAGGCGGGACCUGGCGCAGUACGUGAAAAUGUUCGCCGCUAAAGCCCCUUCCUCGUCCCGGGGCCCAGGCGGAGGCGGUGCUGGCGGCAACGUCAGCGUGGGCAAGCUCUGGAGGGGGCUGGCCGAGAUGCUCCAGGAUGAGUCCGUCGACGAGGUCUACUUUGUCAUUGCCAACGUGCACUCGCUCACAGAGGAUGAAUCGAGGACCGAGUUCCUGACCUGCCUGUCCGAGAUGCUCCAGGGCGAGGACGGCCCCGACGGGGACGCGAUGCGCGACAAGGCCAAGUGGAUGUUGCUUAGCCGCGAUCGUCCCGAUAUCAGGAAGGCCCUCGAGACGGACACGCUGCUGCGGAUCGACCUGAACAGCAGCUCCCGGAGUGCGAGACAGCUCCAGUUCCUGGCCACGUACACGCGCGACAGGGUCAAGGCGCUCGGCCAGGCCAAGGGGUACAACCUGGCCCUCGAGUACCUGCUCAUGCAGCUCCCAGCGACAUUCUUCAGUGUCCGAGAGGCCUUGCAGCUGCUGCCGCAGGAUGUGUCCAUGCUGAUCGAGCAAGCUUGGGUCCACGUGCUUGGCGACAGCAAGAAGCAAGGGCUCGAAGUGGUCAGGGAGAUCCUCCGCACCCUCGUCAUUUCGUACGAAGAUCCCACGAUCCAGGAGCUGGCCAUCAUGGCCGAUCUCCAAGAUGAAGACCGCCCCGAGGGCAUCUCGGUCGAGGACAGGGUGCUGGAGCACAUCAAGGCCUGCGGGCCGCUGCUCAGGGUCAGCACUAUGGAGGCGCGUGUCGACGCCCUGGGCUACUGGCCACAGGAGACCUGCGUCUCCUUCAUCCACCCACUCGCCAGGACGGCCCUGGAGCAACCAGGGCUUGCGAAGUAUCUGGGCAUCGGCGACCGCGAGGAGGGAGGCGAGGACAGUGGCACCGAGUUCAAGUGGCAGCACGGCAUCGUCGGCCUGCGGUGCUUCUCCUACAUCAUGUCCCGGUUCGCGCAGGACGACGAGGACGACGCCAUGAUUAUGCAGUGGAGGACCAAGGCAGUCGUCGACAAGAAGGAGGCCGAGAUCGACCAGCUGUUUGAAGACAUGGAGGCACCCUCGGAGAGCGACAGCGGGAGCGACAUGGACGAGGACGAGGAGGCUCUGGUGUACCCGCUCAAGUACUGGCUACGGCACGGAUACGACGCAACGCCCGAGUUUGUCCACUCGCUCGACAUGUCGCAGCGUUUCUGGUCCCUCGACUCGACCGCGCGAAGGCGCUGGUGGGGGACCUUUGCCCGUCAAGACGGCCAGGGCGAGCUCAGGGGCUUGACGGCGCUCCAUGUCGCCUCCUUCUUUGGCCUGCUCCCUCUGGUCAACUCGCUUCUGGAGCACGGACACGGGGACGAGAUGCAGCAGCUCGACAGCUGGGACAACCAACCUCUGCACUGGGCCGCGGCUCGAGGCCACACACACGUGUGCGUCCGGCUCCUGGAAAAGGGCGCCGCGAUCAACAACGGCCUCGAGACGGGCGCGUGGACCCCGUUGCACAUGGCGGCGAGCGAGGGUCGCCUCGACGGGAGGGGACGCCGCUCACGCUCGCCCUGCAAGGCGGCCAAGCUCCUCGUCGACGAGGGCGCCGACAUAACCCUGACAGCAGACAGCGGAGAGUCUCCCCUCAUCGCCGCCAUCCUCCGGGGCUACCAAGAGCUCGUCACCGACUUGCUGGACAAGGGUAGCGACCCGAAGCAAGGCUCCCAGGACUACCAGAGCGCGCUCGCCGCCGCGGCCACGACGGGCAACAUGAACAUGGUCACGUCGCUCCUGGCGCUGGACGAGGACCUCGACUCGCGCGGCGCCGCCCUGGAGCACGCCGCGGCCAGCGGGUUCCCGGCCGUCCUCACCGCGAUUCUCGAGCAGUCCGAGUCGCUGCCUCUGGGCAAGGCGCUCCGAAAGGCCGCCGCGUUUGGCCAGGAGGACACGGUGAAGCUGCUCUGGGCGGCGCGCGACACGAAUCAACUCUCCCGCGAGGAUGUUGAUGCCACCCUCUACGUCGCCACGGACGCGCAGCACGAGGCCAUGGUCCAGUUCCUCCUCGAUACCUGCGACGCGAACCCCAACGCGACAGGCGACGAAUACGGCAACGCCCUCACGGCCUCGGCCUACGAUGGCACGGUAGGUAUCACACGUUUGCUCCUCCAGCACGACGCAGAUCCAGAGGCCGAAGCGGGCUACCCCUUGCACAUGGCGGCGGCCAACGGUCACAAGGAGAUUGUCGCGCUGCUCCUCGACAACGGGGCCAAGAUCAACGGCCACAGCACCCGUGUCACGGGUGGCGGCAGUGCCCUCCAAGAGGCCUGCAUGGUUGGCGAUAUCGACGUCGCGCGCCUCCUGCUGGCGCGCAACGCGGACCCCAACAACGGCGCCGGGUGGCUGUCGAAUCCCUUGACGGCGGCCACCUACUGUGCCUACGGCGAGCUCAUGGCACUGCUGCUCAGCAAGGGGGCCAAUCCGAACGCGGUGGGAGGGCCCAGCAUGGCGUCCCCGCUUAUCAACGCUUGUUCGACGCUGCCGGCCAAGUACGUCCGGGUGCUCCUCGAGAACGGGGCCAGCGUCGACUACCAGGACGAGGACGGGGACACGGCCCUCAUGGUCUGCGCCGCCCUGGGGGACGACGACUGCGUCCAGGUGCUGCUCGAGUUUGACGCCGACGUCAACAUUGUCGGAAAGCAUCGCGGUACGGCCCUCCACGCCGCGGCCGCCAACGGCUACCCGGCCACCUGCCGGCUGCUCCUGUCCAAGGGAGAAGCGGACCCUACCUUGCUGGGCGGCGAGUACCACACCGUCCUACAGGCCGCGGCGGCCUCGGGCGAGCCAGACUGCGUCCGGGCCAUCCUGGAGAACGAGGUCGCGCUCGACGUCUACGGCGGCAAGCACUACAGCGCCCUGCACGCCGCGGCCGUCCAGGAGGACGAUCAGUGUCUCCGCCAGCUGCUCGAGCGGGAAGGGGCGGAUUUGGAACUGAAAGUCGUCCCCGGGCCCGGUUCAAAGUACGCCAAGCUCGGCACACCGCUGCACGAGGCGGCUUUGGCUCGCUGCAACCGCAAUGCACGCCUGCUUCUCGAGAGCGGCGCAGACCCCAACAUGACGGCCGGCAAGCUCGGCUCUGUGCUCCAGGCCGCUGCGCUCAAGGGCGACGCCGCACUCGUUUCGCACCUGCUGGUGGAGGGAGAAGAGGGGGAAGACGAAGCACAAGAAGGAGCCAAGAUAUCCACCCAGAGCCUGUGUGGCAGUGGCAAGUAUGGUAGUGCUCUUGCGGCCGCCGUGGCCCGCGAGAGCAGAUGGGAAGACGACUCGGACACCGAAGAGCGGCACGACAUUAUCCACAUGUUGCUCGCGCGCGAGGACCUUCCCUUGGAGGCCUACAAGGGGGCCAUGGAGCGGGCCGUGCAACUCGGCCGCAAGGAAGACUUCAAGCUCAUUCUAGCGUCAUACGAGGCAAAGGCCAGGAAGCGCAGGUUCCCCGCCUUCAAGAACAUCAUGGCUGGCUUGAAGAAAGUCAAGGAGCGUCAGGUCCAGCAUCGCCGUAGUCUCCAGCGAAGAGGCCAGGAGGAACCCGUCAAUAGUGACUUUGGCGAGGAGGACUUGACGUACCAGGAUAUUGAUGAUGCCAUUGAGGAGGAGGAGGAGGAGGAGCAGGGAGAGGAAGCAUUGCAAGGGGCUCCUGUAGAUCCAGCGCAAACAGGCCAGAGCCAUGGACUCGCCGGUGACUACUAUGCUUCUUCGGCGGGCAUCAACGGCACCGGUGGAGGGAGAGGCAAUGACGGAGACAGGGGGUUCCAGGAAGACAGGGGUUUCCAAGAAGACUCCCCCUACCCGAUCCGCUCCCGUGGUGGGCCUGGUCAGUCGGAUGAUUCCGGCGGAGGCGGUGGAAGAGCUGCUGUUGGCGCUGCUGCUGGUGCCGGGGUUGGGGUCGGGGCGCUGGCAGGAACGGGCAUGGCCUCUUUUGCAGGAGAUGAUGGCGGCGAGUACGAGGAGGAGCAAGGGGAGGAGGAUGCUACGCGUACCUUGGAGCCACAGUACGAGGAUGGCAAUGAACUGGCCGACGACGCUGAUCCGGAGCCAGACGAAGAAGACGAAGAGGGAUAUGCUGAGCCUGAUGAUGAAGAUGAUCCGGAAGAGGAGGACCAGGAGUACGAGGAAUAG
Emericellopsis cladophorae is the source of this 5475-nucleotide messenger RNA. RefSeq lists its product as uncharacterized. The transcript is spliced from 4 exons. NCBI's taxonomy places the organism in Eukaryota, Fungi, Ascomycota, Sordariomycetes, Hypocreales, Bionectriaceae. The coding region runs from base 1 to 5475 and encodes 1824 amino acids. Gene Ontology annotation, molecular function: protein binding. The record is from RefSeq and is a predicted model, not a curated record.